UGAUUCUCACAUGAAAAUAGGAUUUUUUUGGUUUUCUUUUCUCCCAAAAUCGACCACAUCUCGAGCCCACAGUGCACCAACCAUUGAGUCACUUGUUCGAAAGUACGAACCCAUCCACAGUAUAUCUUCUCUAGCUGACGUACUUUGGGCACGUAAGGUGCUUGUGUGUAUGUGUCGAUCUAGUCGUCCUUUAGACAUUAUUUUCGUCGGUCGUGUGCAAUAAGCGAGAACCAAGCAGCCACAGCGCAGUGUUGUGAAUGUGAUGCCCUGAUCCGGUCCCUAAAAACGGCGGUGGGUUAUGUCGUGCUGCACUUUCUAGCUCUGGGUGAAUAAAAACCACAUCGAGUGAAACACAUUUUGCUACACUUUUAAAGCAUUCAAUUCGUACGGUUCUCACUAUCAAACAAAUAAGCUAGUGUUGUGUUCGGUUUGGUGUUUUUGUGCUUUCUGUGCAGUUUUGUGUUGUUUUUUUUUGCUCUGGGAACGGAUUAACGUUAACGCAAGUGUUCCGCGGGAGAAAAAAAAAAACAGUUAGUGAAGUGCCACCGACAAAACCACCCCCCGGGUACGGUAUUACAAGAGGGCAGGCUAGAAUUCAGUCGCAACACCAUAGCCAGAGACCAGUGCACGCCUAAACGAUGCCACUGUUCGGGAAGUCGCAGAAAAGCCCCCAGGAGCUGGUGAAGGCUCUGAAGGAGGCGGUAAACUCGCUGGAGCGCGGUGAUAAAAAGGCGGAAAAGGCACAGGAAGAUGUCAGUAAGAAUUUGGUAUUGAUCAAAAACAUGCUCUAUGGAACUUCCGACGCCGAACCGCAAACGGAAAUCGUUGUUUCCCAGUUGGCCCACGAGCUGUACAGCACCAAUCUGUUGCUACUUCUCAUACAGAAUCUAAACCGCAUCGACUUCGAGGGUAAAAAGGACGUGGCGCAGAUCUUCAACAAUGUGCUCAGACGACAGAUCGGUACACGCUCACCGACGGUGGAAUACAUCUGCACAAAGCCCGAGAUUUUGUUCACGCUAAUGGCCGGCUACGAGCAUCAGGAGAUCGCACUCAACUGUGGCACAAUGUUGCGGGAGUGUGCCCGUUACGAGGCGCUCGCGAAAAUAAUGCUCCACUCGGACGAGUUUUUCAACUUCUUUCGCUACGUCGAGGUGUCCACGUUCGAUAUAGCGUCCGAUGCAUUUUCCACGUUCAAAGAGCUGCUCACCCGCCACAAGAUCCUGUGUGCCGAAUUUCUCGAGCAGAACUACGACAAGGUGUUUAACCAUUACGAACAUCUGCUCAACUCGGAAAAUUACGUGACGAGGCGGCAGAGCCUUAAGCUGCUCGGUGAGCUGUUGCUCGAUCGACACAACUUCACGGUUAUGACAAAGUAUAUCUCCAAUCCAGACAACUUGAAACUGAUGAUGAACAUGCUCAAGGAGAAGUCGCGCAACAUACAGUUUGAGGCGUUCCACGUAUUCAAGGUGUUUGUCGCGAAUCCAAACAAACCGAAACCGAUCCUGGAUAUACUGUUGCGCAACCAGGAAAAGCUGGUCGAUUUCCUGACCCGAUUCCACACCGACCGUUCGGAGGACGAACAGUUUAACGACGAGAAGGCUUACCUGAUCAAACAGAUCAAGGAGCUAAAGCCGGCACCGGAUCAAUAGUCGUGCGUCGCUGUUAUCGCCAACACCUCAACCACCAGCAACACCAUCGGUAUCGUCAUCAUCCUACAGUCGUAGUGCCAGGCCUACCAAUUUGCCUGAUUAAUUCCAUUGCCACACACCGUACCUCCAUCAUGCGUGAAUAUGUAUGUGUGUGUGUGUGUCAUUGUUGUGCGUUGUAGUAUAAGUGACGAUACUUAACACAUCCUUUCCAAUAAAAAGGGGAAGUUGUGCUGACUAAUUAUAGCAAAGAUUAUAGCUGAUUGGAAAAACAAUUACAAAAAAAAGCAACAAAACGAAUCAACCGUAAGGAAAAAGAAAAAAAAACACACACACACACUAGGCAAAGGAGUAGCAAAGCGUAACGAACGAAUAGAGGAAAAGAGAGGAAGGUGUUCCCACAGUGCCGAGACACAACCAGGUUAUGCAGAAGGUCCUUCUGCACAGGACGACUACUACCCGUCCUACGCGGUAUAUAAAAUCUACCAAUACCAAUGUAAUGUGGUUGGCAGCAGAGCGUUACGCCAAAUAACGAGUUAACGAACGAAACGCUUCGACGCUGUGUCGCGAAUGAUUCGCAGGGUUCGACAAGCAUGACGUGUGAUACAAUAAUCAUUCGCUCCCAUUGCGAGGCACGAAACGGAAAUCGCAAUUAACACCGUGAGUAAGCGGCACGUGAAGUGGAUGUAGAGGGAUGUUAGGAUACCUUGGUUGAGGGUUGGGAUUUGAUUUAUCUUUAUCUUCAUGUUAAAUUUUUGUGGUUAAACAUUUUCUGUCCAGCAUACAUUUCCGGCUUGUUGCGAUUAUUCCACGGAAACUAUUUUUUCUUCUUCUUAACUUUUUUGUUAAUUAACCGUGCAUUGUAUGUGGUAAAAGUUUUAUUUUUAAGCAUGUAUGCUGAUUUUUUUCUUCUCUCUGUUGUUUGUGAGUAAAACAUAUGUUUUUUAAUAUGAUGCUUCGAUCAUGGUAAAGAUUUUUCGAUGCUAGUGUGCUUUCAAAACAUUGCCUUUCCCAACAUCACGAGGUGGGGAAGGGAGGAGGCGUUUAUAUCCUUUUUGUGGGCAUAAUUAUGGUGGAGAAUUUCUAUAUAUAUUUUUUUGUUUUAGUAAGACAAGUUAUCUGAUAGUGUUAUAUAUAAAUGUAUAUUUAUAUAUUGUACAUAAUUCUAUUCCACUUAUAUCGGUUCAAUAACGCGAUUACGAAGUACGUGAAAAAUCACACAAGCUUAUUCAUAGGAAGUGGCCCGCAUUGUGCGCACACCGGGGCGUGGUUAAAGAUUUCGUCAAGUUUAUUUUUCGAUUUGUUUACGUUUUUUUUUUGCAAACAGAAUAGUUUAUCAAAUCGAUUAGCGGGAUGUUUUUUUUUCUUCCUUUGCAUAUAUUAUUCAUACGCAACCAUCACUGUGCACACCGUUCAAAUACGUCGCUAGGAGAAGAUCGAAAAUAAAAACGGAUUACAGAAAUGAAUUGUUUGGCAAGGCAGGUACUGCAAAAAUAGGAAAAAGCUUUAAAUUAUAGACAAAAAAAAUAGUCAAACAAAAUUAAUGAAAAUGAUUUAAUUAGGCAUUUACACAACCCCCCCCCCCCCCGCCCGCAGAGCAAUCAAUUAAUAUUAAUUUAUACAUCCCGUUAUCGUUAGUUUUCCUUCCCUGCUUUGACAUUCAUGAAUACUUUUUUUUUAAAUAAGCAAAGAAGUAAAUGUAGCAAGCAAUACGACAAACUAUCACAGUAACGCCUAUCAUUACUUUACAUGCGAACAGAACAGUAAAGAAAUCGGUUAAUCCGUGUUCGGAUGAAAGGUAGAAAGGUAGCAAGGCGAUGAAUGCGUAAAUGUUGUAUAGUGUUUGUUUCUUUCAUAUAUAGCAACAAAAAAAACAAGGAAGGAGCUAUCUAUAGAUGCAAUAUAUAAGUGAUUGUUGGAAAACGUAACGUAAUUGUAAUAAGUUUGGCAAAUCUUAGUUGUUUAGUGAUGAGUUAAAUUAAAAAUUAAUCGAUUAAAUUUACCGAUCAAUUCCUAAAUCAUUCAUAACAUAAUUGCGGCAUUGCACGUACAUACGGGAAGGCGGAACGGUAGUGGUGAUGUAGCGUAGUUGUAGUGGAGCAUAGCAAGUAUAGCGAAAUAGGAUUUUAAACGAAUGAAAUUGCAUAUUUUUAAACUGUACGGAUACAACAUGUUUAAUGCAUCCAUACACUCUUACAUAUUGUUUAAUGCAAAACCACGCACGGAAGCGAAGAUUUCUUUAACGCGUUACAUUGCGUUACAUUUUUAUAACGUACAACAACAACAACAAAAAAUCCCCUACGUUUUUCCCUAAAUUUCACGUUAUUCGUAACAACAAAAAAGCGGCCCGGAAAAAAAAAUAAUUGCAAUAUUUUCUUUGUACGUUUUCUAGAUUGUUUGUUUUAGAUUUUUUUGGGAAGGAGAAUUAAUUAAAAAGAAAUAAUAGAUUAAAUCAGGCAUGUGCAACCUGGGGCACUAGUUUUAAAAUUUCAUGGUAAUAGCUCCAUUAUACCAAAUUAAGAAUGAAAAGUGCAAAACAUACCCGGUUAAUACAACAUUCAAAAAUAAGAAAAAAAAAGGUUUUAAAUCCUAAUUUUAAUUUUCAAGAAUCCAACAAUGCGCGUUCAGUUCGAAAGAGACUGGAUAAAAUUUUACUACAUCUCAUUAAUAUAUCAAUGCAUCCUUUGAUUUUGAAUGUGGCCCAAAAAGGGCUCUAAAAGGUUGCUCAUCCCUGGGACAGUAGAUAGUUUGCUAUAACCAUAAUAGUUCCCCGGGGGGGAGGGGGUUUGGAACCCGGAUGGGAUUUGACCGUUACCAUCUCCACCACCAUUGCGUUACUUUUCUGGAUGAAGUUACUAAAUCGGUUUGCGCUAAACACAAAUGAAAUGACUUUCAUUUGCUUCAAUUUUUUUUAAAUAUCUAGGGGCAUUAUUAGGAAAACCAAUUUUUUGUUACUCUUAUAUAUCAUAGCGAAAAGGAUAAUGAAGUAUAAUAGUGAGAGAGAGAAAAAACAACCAAUACCACUUCCACUACUACUACCGCUACUCCUACUUUCUACAAUAUCAACUGAAAAACUACGUGACGUUGAUGAAAAUAGUACGAUUAUUGUCAUAAAUAUUAUGCUUUAAAAUAAUAUAAUUAUUAUCAUUACUUUUUUGUUUCCCUUUAAACAUAUUGCGCGUUUUGGAUUGCAUGUAGAAAACGGAAUCGGUUUAUUUAUUUAUAAUCGAAAAUUAACGACAACAGAACCCUAUGCUGAUCGGUUGGAAUCGGUUGCAUAAUUUAAAAUAAACCCUGUUGGUGUGUGUGUCUGCGCGUGCGUGUGUAUGGAUGUGUGUUAGCAUUAUAUAUGCACGGUAUGUAGAGAUACGCAAAUAUCUAUAGCAAGGUGAUAGGAAGAAGAAACAAAACAAAAAACAAAACAAAUAUUAUACAAAACAGCAAUACACGGUUUUACAAACCAAGUGCAAGGUGGCUAAGCGAAAUGCAACAAGCAAAAAAAAAACGAAACAAGAAAACAACAACUAAAACCAUGUACUGAAAAAAUUAUCAUUUCGGAUCAAUUAAACAAA
Molecule: messenger RNA, 5218 nt
Organism: Anopheles funestus (African malaria mosquito)
Lineage: Eukaryota; Metazoa; Arthropoda; Insecta; Diptera; Culicidae
Gene: Mo25
Product: protein Mo25
Exons: 7
Coding region: 639-1649 (336 amino acids)
Biological process (GO): intracellular signal transduction
Molecular function (GO): protein serine/threonine kinase activator activity
Source: RefSeq, a predicted model, not a curated record